AUGCAGUCGUCCAGAGCCCCUCUCCGACCCAGGGCGCCGAAUUGGCCUCCCCAGUCGCAUCUGGCCGUCUUCGUUCGCAAUCUGCAGCUCUUGCAACUCGACCAACGUGUUGAUUGGCCCGAAAUCACCGUCCGCUCCUUAUCGCCCACAUCGCAAACCCAACAACGCCAGCGCAUCAAGGCCGUCGAAUGGGCCCUCUAUCAGCUGGUGGCUAUCUGGGACCCGGAAACCGCCCGAGACAAACUUCGUCCCUUUUUCCCGCCGCUGGAACCGCUCCAGUCGGUCAACCUCCGCGCGGCGCUGUUCCGGGUGCUGUCCGAAUUGAAGAAGAAUGGUGAACUAGGCCGGGAGACGAUCCUGCGGAAAUCCAUGCUGGAUGACUGCAAAGGGGAGAAAUUCGAUGAGAUCUUGGCGGUGUUCUCGACGACUGUCUUGCGCAAGGCUCUGGCCGAGUCGGAAGAUGAUGACUUGCGGAACCCGGCCAUGAGGAUGUCGAUGGCUCCGGGGCUGUCUCGUCAGGAGUACCAACAGAUGCUGCCUCUCAUAAUUACGCAUCGUGCGUCUCUAAGAUUGAUGGGGGACCGUCGCAGUCGCAUCCAACAUACCCACGAGAAAUUCUCCGAGCUCCUGGACCGCAAGAAGGGUCAGUUAGACGCUCGAGCCCAAGAAAACCCGCCGAUGCUCGAAGACAAUCAGGUCGACUUUGACAGCACAGCACGGGAGACUAAAGCCAAUUGGCUCGGCAGCGAAGAAUGGGCCGACGCCCUGCUCUACGGUGGCGCUCGCAGCAGUAAUGAUACGUUCUUGGAACUCCCGUUCGGCACCGCAUGGUCCAAAGCCAACGAGUCCACCGUGGAAGGUCUCACCACCAGCGCAACUCCAGAUCUCCUAGUUGACCUGGAAUCUCGUGUUUCAUUGCAGCGAGCGCGUCUACAGCGAUGGCGUCAAUACGGCAGCUCCAUCCAGAAGCACGAGCGCGUAAACUCGGCCGCUUCGUCGAACGGAUCCCCCCUGGCGUUUCGGGAUCACCAGCCACUUACCGUCGCGAGUAUCUCCAAGGCCGUUCGCCAGCCCGUGGAGCGCGUCUCCCUCAAAGCGGAAGACCGGUCCCUUCUCUUCUCCAUGACUGAAGCAUUGGCUCGCAUCAACGGGACAUCGUCACAUACAGCCACAUCCGGACGGACAGCUUCCUGGCGCGGGCCUAGCUCGCAUCUUCCUGCGGAACGUGAACCAACGGAAAAGAUACAAUCUCCUCCGCUGUCCUCGCAAGACCCGACACCCUCAGAACCACCUGCCGAACCUCACCCUCACCUCGAGGAAGUCCCCAUUCCUCCUGCAUCACCUACCGUCCAAAUCUCACCCUCACCCUCCCCUCCACUCGAGACAGACCCAUUUCCAGAACCCCAACCAAAAUUCACCGGCCUCGUCGAAAGAACCCGCAAAUCUAUGUCCCUGCUACCCCCAUCCUCUAGCAAGCCUCCCCCUGGACCCCGCGACAGCCUGCGCCCCCGACACUCCCGCAUGUCCUUCCCCGUCAACCAGUUCGAGACGCCACAGAAGCGUGUCCCGGACAUCAGCCGCGCCUCGACGCCCCAGGAUGAUCUCUUUAAGGAAGAAGCAGACUACGCGAGCGUGUUCAAGUCACGGCCUCGCAUAGCGACUAGUCCGGUGAACUCGCCGGCGGUGCAUUUUGGAGCUAUUGAUGAUUUUGAACUGGUGAGUGGUGAUGAGGGCGAGAGCGGGAUGAUUGAAGAGGAUGAUGAGGAUUUUGGGGAUGUGGGCAUUGGAUCGCCUUCGUUUAGGAGGAGGUAG
Molecule: messenger RNA, 1812 nt
Organism: Aspergillus affinis
Lineage: Eukaryota; Fungi; Ascomycota; Eurotiomycetes; Eurotiales; Aspergillaceae
Exons: 2
Coding region: 1-1812 (603 amino acids)
Biological process (GO): spindle assembly
Cellular component (GO): mitotic spindle microtubule; HAUS complex
Molecular function (GO): microtubule binding
Source: RefSeq, a predicted model, not a curated record